Messenger RNA from Acanthoscelides obtectus, 415 nucleotides. Lineage: Eukaryota; Metazoa; Arthropoda; Insecta; Coleoptera; Chrysomelidae. The record is from the annotation of a GenBank genome assembly.
AAAUAUCGUUGCUUAUUUUUGGUAAGUAAGAUCUUCUAUACAGGGAAAUUAAUCUGGAUGAGGCGAAAAAGAAACUCUGCUCCUUACCUUCUACCGUUUUCUUCUUGGAAGGCGGCAGGCAGAAGCAAGCGCCUACUAUUCGCUCGUGGUGGCAGAUUCUUCGUUUCGCCGAAAGUUGGACGCUCAAGCGAUGAUGCCCACGUUUCCACGAAACCGGUCACGAUGCCGUGGAUUUUUGGAAAACUGCAUUUGUAUCCUAUUUGAUGACUGCGCCACCUAUGGUACCAUAAUGGCCGUACGGGUAUUUGACAAAGAGUGAAACGAGAAUCGCAGACUAGCAUGGAAAACCUCUAUUGAUUACUCGAGCUCUGAUGGUUUCGUCGGCAUUUUCUUCUUCCACGUUUAUAUAACUUAA